This is a messenger RNA of Acanthosepion pharaonis, 2211 nucleotides long. The record is from the annotation of a GenBank genome assembly. Lineage: Eukaryota; Metazoa; Mollusca; Cephalopoda; Sepiida; Sepiidae.
AUGCAUAUCUAUAUAUCUAUCUAUCUAUAUAUAUAUAUAUAUCUAUCUAUCUAUCUAUCUAUCUAUCUAUCUAUCUAUCUAUCUAUAUAUAUCUAUAUAUCUAUCUGCAUAUUUAUAUAUAUCUCUCUCUAUCUAUAUAUAUAUGCAUAUCUCUCUCUCUCUAUAUAUAUAUAUAUGCAUAUCUAUCUCUAUCUAUCUAUCUAUCUAUCUAUCUAUCUAUCUAUCUAUAUCUAUCUAUCUAUCUAUCUAUCUCUCUCUCUCUCUCUCUAUAUAUAUAUAUAUAUAUAUAUAUAUAUAUAUAUAUAUAUUGCAACAGGCGUUUCGGCUCUCACAGCCUUCUUCAGGCAAAAGACUUGGGAAGUUUCUGAAUCAGAUCUGCUAGGAGCCUGCAAUGCUCAUGUGAACUGGUGUCAAGAAUCAUUACGGAUAGCCACAGAGUGUCGUUACGCUCAUGAAUACGGAGAGAUAAGUGCCAGAAUGUUUCCUUCAGUGGACGAAUCUGUUGAACAGGUACAGGGAGCUGAAUUGAUAUUGACUGAUACGGACACUUCGGAAAUAGUAGCCAAAAUGACGUCACCAGCAACAUACCACGACCUCUGUUGUCAUACGGCAGGGAAAAGUCAAGAUACGUGUCCAAAAGGUCAAGCCUCAGAAGCGCAUCUGGACCGUUCCGGACACGACCAUCCAAUGGUUGUUGCCCCAGGCCCCACAACUCUGCAAGAACAUGCAACAACAGCAACACCAGGCUCUGCAAAACACUCGCAGACUCGCGAAGAUCACAGGUUGUCACCCCAGACGGGCGUUCCUUCCGAGGACUACGAAACCUCACAAAAGAACCAGAGGGUAUUUGUUAAACGUCCCAACCACCUGAAUUCCAAUCAAAAUGAUGUCGUCCUGGCAAAAAGAAACAAAGCAGCUACCCGUAUACAGGCUGCAUGGCGCGGAUUCAGUCUUCGAGUUAAGUUACAAGCCGCUCUGCAAUUCGCACAGAAUGUCUACGAAGAAGAAAGUGAAUUUGGGGAAGAAAUUGACUUAGAAUCAUUUGAUAUGGCUGAGGAGGAAACGGACGGCCAUGAAGGAAAAAAAAAUAGAUAUUUAACAUCUGUAAUCGGUUGGGAAAUCAUGUAUUUAAAAAUUGUUAUUAUCAUUAUUUACUUUUUUCUCUUCCACCUCUUUGUUUUAUUUGUUCUUUUUCUUCUUCUUGCUUUUUGUAUUUUCUUAUUCUUCUUUAAUUUCUCCUUCUUCUUGAUUUUCAGUUCUUUUGUGUCUUUUUCUCUUUUCACAAUUCUUCACCGUCCCAACUUCAUAACCAUCUCCCAUUUCUUCUUUGUUUUCAAUUCUUUCGUUUUUGGGUGUUUUUUCUUCUUGUUUUUUCAUUCUUUCUCUAUUGGACACUUCUUGUUCAUGUUUAUUUUAUUUAAACUCUCCUCCUCGAUCUUUUUCUUCUUUCUGAUUUCCUACAAUUCCUUCCUCUUUCUUCUUCUUCUUCUUCUUUCCCAGGGACCUUUCCCUUUUCUUCCUCUCGAUUCUUCUUCUUCUUUUGUUUUCAUUCUUCGUACUUCGGUUUAUUUCCCACCUUCGUUGUCAUUUGAUUUCUUUUGUUUCUGGGCUGCUACUGCCUUCUUCCUUUUUCAAGGUGUUUUCAUUUUUCUUUGCUUCUCUUUUCUUUCUUUACUUCUUUUCUUCAUCCUUCUUCCAACUCGUUUCAUCUGUUUCACUUCUUUCUAUCUUGGAUUUGUUCUUCUCUUCUUUUUCGUGAAAGAGUCACAUGUUUCAGACUCGCCUGCACCACCCACAAACCUUUCAGUUCUGAGUCAGCCGCCACUGUUUCGGGAUUCCAGUCAUCUCCAGUUGGGUUUCCCAAUAUCCCAAGAUGAAAGCAGAUCAAACCCAGAUGAGAAUCGCAGUCUGGCUCACCCACGAGAAGCGUGGAACUCUCCCGUGGUUUCUGCUAGAAGCAACCUGCCUCUCAGUGGUGUCUUCAGACCAAAGAGCACGGACGUCUUGCGGCUCUCCCCACCAUCAACAUCAACCAGUGGCAACAGAGGAGAGGGGGACUUUCCGGAUGUCAUGUCAAGAUGUAAAGAUGAUGCAAUCUGCAAGGAAUGGGGUUUCAAAGAUGCUCGCACUGCUCAAAUGAUGCUUCAAAGAGCUAAGAAAAUGAAAUUUAAUGCCGAGAGACGGGAAAAACUAAAAAAAUUAGGUACGUAA